AUGUCGUCAAUCAAGAAAGUCGCGGUGAUCGGCGCUACCAGUAGCAUCGGGCGCUAUGCUCUUCCAGCUCUACUGGAAGCCAACUUUAAGGUGACCGUUAUCACUUACUCAGAUGAGGGAAAGUCAUUUCCACCGCAGGUGAAGAUUGCCACCACCGACUUUAGUCCGCAGUCUCUACACGAAGUGUUGAAAGGGCAAGACGCCGUACUAUGCGUCUUGGGUCACGCUGUGUUUGACAAGCAGAUUGAUCUGAUCAAUGCUGCUGCAAAGGCCGGCGUCAAGCGGUUUAUUCCGAGUGACUUUGGAACUCCCAAGGGACCCAAUGAUGUCCCGGAGUACCGCGCUAUCCUGGGAAAGAAGGCACAAGCACAAGCUCUCCUAGAGGAGAGGGCGAAAGAAAAUGACAGUUUCACUUGGACCUCUUUCUGGAAUGGCCCUCUUCUGGACCGGGUCAGUUCUAUGGCCUUGUUUCCCGAUUUUGGCUUCGACCUCAAGAACCACUCAGCUACGAUUUACGACUCUGGCAACGAGCCCUUCACAGCUAUGAGCAUUGGAAAGAUCGGCAAGCCAAUCGCUGCAGUCUUCAAGCGUCCCGAGGAGACAAAGAACCGAUAUGUCAGGCUUUCUGCUCUUACAACCUCACAGCGAGCAAUCCUCGAGGCGCUGGAGAGACUGACGAACCAGAGAUGGGAUACUGCCACGGUCAGCACUGAUGAAGCCAGGCGGCAAGGCAGCAUCAAGUUGCAGAAAGGUGACUACAAAGGGGCAUAUGUUGGAUUUCUCGUGGCUCAGCUGUAUGAGGAUGGAGCCGGCAGAUCUGUCCUGGACGGAGCAGAUAAUGAGUUGCUCGAGGUUGAGCCUGAAGAACUGGAUGAGGUUGUUAGAAAGGCGCUCGCUUGGGUUUAG
Colletotrichum acutatum is the source of this 906-nucleotide messenger RNA. RefSeq names its product NmrA-like family protein. Lineage: Eukaryota; Fungi; Ascomycota; Sordariomycetes; Glomerellales; Glomerellaceae. Bases 1 to 906 code for a protein of 301 amino acids. The record is from RefSeq and is a predicted model, not a curated record. The transcript has 3 exons. Gene Ontology annotation, molecular function: oxidoreductase activity.